Messenger RNA from Hordeum vulgare subsp. vulgare (domesticated barley), 717 nucleotides. RefSeq names its product protein PYRICULARIA ORYZAE RESISTANCE 21-like. The record is from RefSeq and is a predicted model, not a curated record. Gene Ontology annotation, biological process: regulation of defense response to fungus. The transcript is spliced from 3 exons. The coding region runs from base 1 to 717 and encodes 238 amino acids. Lineage: Eukaryota; Viridiplantae; Streptophyta; Magnoliopsida; Poales; Poaceae.
AUGGCAGAGAAGAUCUCCACGCUGAUCCUCAAGGUUGAUCUUGGCUGCUGCCCGUGUUACAAAAAGAUCCGCAAGAUCCUUUGCAAACUCCAAGAUGAGGAGAGUAUCAGGAGCAUCUCCUACGACGAUGGGAAGCAUACGAUCGCGGUGGCCGGGCCGUUCGACCCGCACAAGCUCUCCUGCAAGAUCAGGUGCAAGGGAGGCAAGGUGAUCAAGAGCAUCCACAUCCCGCCGCCGCCAACCAACACUUCAGCUAAGGACAAACGGGACAAGGAGCCACCCCCGCCGCCACCCGUGGAGGAGAAGCCCCCUCACAACCACACAUCACCACCGGUGACGCCGGCGGGGAACCAAGAGAAGAAGCCUGCCGAGCUAGAGCUGCCGUUGGGUCCUUCAUUGCCGUCGCCGGUAGCGGAGAAGGCGAGGCCCGUUUCGCCGAUCGACGUGAAGCCGCCGACGGUGGAGAUCCCUUCGUGGCCGGCACCGCCGCAGCCGCAGCCGCAGCCAAUGGGAGUGGGACACUACUGUGGCUGCAGGCCGUGCUACCAGGGGUACUACGAGGGGUGCAGGUGCUGCAGCUGCGGCAGGGUGUACGGCUACGCCGUCAGCGUCAUGCCAACGCCGGCGGGGUGCUACGCUGCCGGUGGCGGGGGGUACAGGUCAGCCUGCCAGCUCUUGAGCGAGGAGGAUCCCACCACUGCUUGCACCCUCAUGUGA